AUGAGCACCUUUAUCAAGUCCAGAACUCAACAGCUCGCUUCCGCCGUCACAGGUUCGCCCUCGUCCUCUUCCGCCGAUGAGCCCGCCGAGAAUACAGCCGACGAAGAGGAUUCGGAAGACUACUGCAAGGGCGGCUAUCACCCUGUCCAGGUCGGCGAGAACUUCAAGGAUGGAAAGUACACCGUCGUCCGCAAGCUCGGAUGGGGUCACUUCUCUACUGUCUGGCUCUCCCGCGACAAUAAUUCGGGCAAGCACGUUGCACUCAAGGUCGUCCGCUCCGCCGCCCACUACACCGAGACCGCCAUCGAUGAGAUUAAGCUUCUCAACCGCAUCGUCCAAGCCCAGCCCGACCAUCCCGGCCGUAAGCACGUUGUCAGCCUGCUCGACUCCUUUGAGCACAAGGGGCCUAACGGCACUCAUGUAUGCAUGGUAUUUGAGGUUCUCGGAGAGAACCUUCUGGGUCUGAUCAAGCGCUGGAAUCACCGCGGCAUCCCCAUGCCCCUUGUCAAACAAAUCACUAAACAGGUCUUGCUUGGCCUCGACUAUCUUCACCGCCAUUGUGGCAUCAUUCACACCGAUCUCAAACCUGAAAACGUCUUGAUCGAAAUCGGUGACGUGGAACAAAUCGUUAAAAAAGUGGUCAAGAAUGACACCGGCGACAAGGAAAACAAUAGAAACGGCCGCCGCCGCCGGAGGACUCUCAUUACCGGCAGUCAGCCUCUUCCAUCACCCCUCAAUUCGUCGUUUAAUCACUCGAAUUUGUUUCCGUCAGCCACGUCGCAGGCGAGUCUCGGCGAGAUGCUAGAAGAUGCCAAAAAGAAGGACUCUUCCCCCAAGGACGACCAAUCACAAACAGACAAGACUGCUGAUAUGCUCACUCGCGAAGUCUCGAGCAUCUCUCUCGACAAGUCCCCUACCGCCGCCACUGGUGAAAAGCGCAAGGCUGAGGACGCACAUGCUUCGGACAUUAUCAGUGUCAAGAUUGCUGACCUUGGCAACGCCUGCUGGGUCAACCAUCAUUUUACAGACGACAUCCAGACGCGACAGUACAGAUCUCCUGAAGUCAUCCUCGGUGCUAAGUGGGGAGCCAGUACCGACGUCUGGAGCAUGGCUGCCAUGAUUUUUGAACUCAUCACUGGCGACUACCUGUUUGACCCGCAAUCCGGCACCAAAUACGGAAAAGACGACGACCACGUCGCCCAAAUUAUUGAGCUGCUCGGUCCAUUUCCCCGUACAUGCCUCACUGGAAAAUGGGCGCAAGAAAUUUUCAACCGCCGCGGCGAGCUGCGCAACAUUCACCGGCUGCGCCACUGGGCUCUUCCCGACGUGUUGCGCGAGAAGUAUCACUUCAAAGAGGACGAGGCAAAGCGCAUCUCAGCUUUUCUCAGUCCAAUGCUCGAGCUCAUUCCGGACAAGCGCGCCAACGCAGGCGGGAUGGCCGCGCACAGCUGGCUAGAGGAUACGGCCGGCAUGAAGGGCAUCAAGGUUGAUGGACUCAAAGUCGGCAGCAAAGGCGAGGAUAUAGAGGGCUGGUCCACGCAGUCCAGGAAACGCGCAGCAUGA
Molecule: messenger RNA, 1563 nt
Organism: Beauveria bassiana ARSEF 2860
Lineage: Eukaryota; Fungi; Ascomycota; Sordariomycetes; Hypocreales; Cordycipitaceae
Product: putative dis1-suppressing protein kinase dsk1
Exons: 5
Coding region: 1-1563 (520 amino acids)
Biological process (GO): protein phosphorylation; spliceosomal complex assembly; regulation of mRNA processing
Molecular function (GO): protein kinase activity; ATP binding
Source: RefSeq, a predicted model, not a curated record